This is a messenger RNA of Parnassius mnemosyne (clouded apollo), 5394 nucleotides long. The record is from the annotation of a GenBank genome assembly. Lineage: Eukaryota; Metazoa; Arthropoda; Insecta; Lepidoptera; Papilionidae.
CUGCUCUCUCAAGCGAAUAAUAAAAACAACAACAACAACAACAACGUCAUGUCAACGUCAAUAUCGUCGGUCGAAAACAGUAGUGGAACAUUUCAAAAUGACUCUAAGAUAAUGACUCUGUGUGGUUACCAAGUUCCCAUUAUAUUUCAUCAGCCAACAUACAUCGUUCCGGCACGCUCAGAAGCCGUCAUUGAAUGCGCUAUAUCAAAUCACUCGGUCGAGCUUUAUCACAAUAAUGAAGGCUUAGUUCUAGAUCAUACCUUAAGCGAGGGUAUUUACGUCGCGAAUUGUAUUGUGUCAAUAAAACCAAACAAAAAAGUUAACAUCACCGUUUUAAACACGACUGACACAGACUUAGAAAUUAAAGAAUAUUUCGUAGAAUUGACACCGAUCGAUUAUAAUAAUUCUAUUUCCUGCGAAAAUCCAAUAUCUAGUAAAUGUUUAUAUUCUAUUUCUACUACUAAAUCUAAUCGAAUAGAUCGAGUAUUAAGUCUUUUACGCUGCUCCCAUCUCAACGAUGAAGAAAAGAAAGCACUUUUAAAUUGCUGUUCCGAUUAUACGGAUAUCUUUCACCUCGAAGGUGAACCCCUUUCGUUUACGAAUGGCAUCCAACAUUCCAUAGAUACGGGUAACGCGGCCCCAGUUUACGUAAAAUCAUAUCGCUUCCCUGAGUGUCAUAAGGAAGAAGUCGAUACACAAAUUCGCAAAAUGCUAAAUCAAAACAUAAUUCGUCCCUCUGUUUCGCCUUGGAGCGCCCCUGUAUGGGUAGUCCCGAAAAAAUUAGACGCUUCUGGCAAAAGAAAGUGGAGAAUAGUCAUUGACUAUCGCCGUCUUAAUGAUAUCACAGUUUCUGAAAGUUAUCCCCUGCCUCUUAUCACUGAUAUCCUAGACCAAUUAGGCCAUUCCAAGUAUUUCACAACCCUUGAUCUUGCUAGCGGUUUCCACCAAAUAAAGAUGGAUCCUAAAGAUGCCCCAAAAACGGGAUUUACUAUAAGUACUAAUUCGAGCAUGUCUGGUCACUACGAAUUCACUAGAAUGCCCUUUGGUUUAAAAAACGCUCCUUCUACCUUCCAGCGCCUGAUGAAUACUGUCUUAUCAGGUUUGCAAGGUCUACACUGUUAUGUUUAUCUAGAUGAUUGCAUAAUUUAUAGUCAUAAUUUAAAUGAACAUAUGGAAAAAUUAAAACUAGUAUUCAAUAAGCUGCGCGAAUACAAUCUAAAAUUGCAACCAGAUAAGUGCGAAUUUUUAAGACGUGAAGUAACUUAUCUUGGUCAUAUUAUCACCGAUAAGGGUGUCUCUCCUAAUCCAGAAAAAGUAAAAGCAGUGUCACAAUUUCCAAUUCCUAAGAGCCCUAAAGAAAUUAAAUCCUUCCUAGGCCUAAUAGGCUAUUAUCGCCGAUUUAUUGAUAAUUUUUCUAAAUUGACAAAACCACUUACUUCUUUAUUAAAAAGGGAUACUACUUUCCACUGGUCUCAAGAACAACAAAUUGCUUUCGAUGUUUUAAAAGAAAAAUUAAUCACUGCUCCGCUGCUCCAAUAUCCAGAUUUCUCUCAACCGUUCAUAGUAACUACAGAUGCAAGGAAUUAUGCCGUAGGCGCAAUCUUAUCCCAAGGUCCUGUAGGCAAAGAUAAACCGAUAGCUUAUGCAUCACGUACUCUAAACCGUCCCGAAGGCAACUAUUCAACUACCGAAAAGGAACUUCUAGCCAUUCUAUUCGCAGUCAAAACGUUUCGUCCUUACCUCUACGGUAAUAAAUUCAAAAUAGUUACCGAUCAUAGACCAUUGGUAUGGCUAUUCAAUGUCAAAGACCCAGGUAGUAGACUCAUUCGUUGGCGCUUAAAACUCGAAGAAUACGAUUACGAAAUUGUUUAUAAACAAGGCCGUCUUAAUUCUAACGCCGAUGCGUUAUCUCGCUGUCCCGUUAAUGUUAUAGAUAUUAACACUUUAAACAAUUCUAGUUAUGAAAAAUAUUUUAAAGACCAAUUUACAAAUAAAACUCCUAUUUCAAAUACAAUAAUCCUAGAAUGUACUCAAGGAUUACACCUAUCCAAACUAAAAAUUAUUGCUUGUCCCGUCUCUUUAGAUUUUGACUCAUCUAUACCUCACUGUGAAGAAAUAUUAGCACAAUUAGACAAGCCUGAGGACUUAUUAAAUUCCGAACGCGAACCAUUUACAAUUCAAUGCGUAAAGGAUAAGAAUAAAUCUUACUAUUUUAUGUACACUAAAAUUCAUCAUUAUGAAGAAACCAAAUUUAAAGAUAUUUACAAUUUAAUUAUAAAACUCAGAGAUAAAAUUUUAAUCGAGAACCCUGAUAUUACAGAUCUCGCCUUAUCAGACUUUUCAGAUCCAUUUUCUAAGCUAGCUUAUAUUAAAGUAUAUAAUAUGAUUGCCUAUAUUUUUCAUAACACUAACAUUAAAGUUCAUAUAUACAAAAAUCAAUUAAUUUAUCCUACUCCCGUCGAAAUCCCUAAAAUUUUAAAAGAGAAUCACGAUUCACCUAUUGCGGGUCACCCAGGUUCAAGUCGUAUGUAUAGACGAAUUAAAGCCGCCUAUUAUUGGAAAAGUAUGCGCUCUGACAUUGUAGAUUAUGUAAAGAAAUGCCAAUUAUGCCAAAUUAAUAAACCAUUAAGAAUGUCCAAUAAGGCCCCAAUGGAAAUAACUUCUACUUCCACUAGACCGUUUGAACGAUUAGCUCUCGACAUCGUUGGUCCUUUACCUGACGCAGGUUUUCAAAAAUUCAAAUUCAUCCUUACAUUACAAGAUGAUUUAACUAAAUUUUCAAGUGCUUAUCCCCUGGUCACAGCUACCAGUGAAGAAAUAGCCAGAAAUCUUGUACAUUUUAUGUCUCUUUUCGGUUUCCCUAAAACAAUCUUAACGGAUUUAGGUACUUGUUUUACGUCUGAUUUAUUUAAAGAAUUAACUCAAAUCUUAAAAGUCAAGGCUUUAUUUACUACUCCUUACCACCCACAAACAAAUGGAGCUCUAGAACGCUCACAUGCUACUUUAAAAGAAUACUUAAAAUCUUUCGUUAAUGAAAACCAGAACGACUGGCAUUGUUAUUUAUUUACCGCAAUAUUAGCUUAUAAUACUACCCCUCAUUGCACUACCAAUUUCACCCCUCAUGAAUUAUUAUAUGGUUAUAAACCUAAUAUCCCUAAUUCUCUAUAUGAAACGAACAAUAAUACUACUUAUAAUGAAUAUAUUCGAGCUUUACAAUAUCGAAUGCGUUUUAGUAGAGAAAAGGCCAUUCAAAAUAUAAUUAAUAGCAAAGAAAAAUCCAAACAAUAUUACGAUGUAAGUUCACGAGAAAUUUCGUAUAAAAUUGGUGACUUAGUUUAUAUAAAACACCAUCACCGACUUCGUAAGGCCCUAUCACCUAUAUGGAAAGGUCCAUAUAAAAUUAUAAAAGUCCAUAAUAAGCACAACGUUACUUUACAAGUAGGUCGUAAACAUGUUAAAGCUUUAUGCUAUGGAAGCCAAAGCCACGCUGAGUCGAGGAUCAUACCUAUAUCACAUAGUCCUGGAAUUUAUUUUGAACCUAUUACGCAUAUUAACUUUUAUAACGAUUAUUGGAAGGUUAUAACACAUAUAGACCUUAUACCUUUAGCUCCUUAUCUCAAUAAAAUUGAAAAUUUAUUAUAUGAUACCUUAAACCUUUGUUCCAAAAUAAAUACUGACGAAUUUUCCCAAUGUAAAGACAUCUCAAAUCCUAUAGAGAUUUUAAUAAAAUAUAAUUACGUCAAAUUGCAAUCCCUAGCACAUAUAAUCGAUAAUAAUCAAUCGCCAAAUAGAGUUAAAAGAUCUCUAGAAUUUGGAGGCGAAAUUCUUAAAUUUUUCUUCGGUACUCUAGACGCAGAUGAUGCGCGAAAAUAUGAUGCCGCGAUAGAAUUAUGUCGGAAAAGUGAAACAGAACUAUUUAAUUUAUUCAGAGACAAUAUUCACAUAAUUAAAUCUACCAUAAAUAAUUUUAAUGCCACUAUUUAUAAAUUAAACCAAAAUGAAUUAAGAUUAAACUCACAAAUUAAUAAAAUGAAUGAAAUCCUUUCGCAAAUCACAAAAACCGAUAAUUUACUUAUUAACAUUUCUAGAAUAAAUAAUUUAUUGAACAUAAUUGAAAGCUCCUUACUUGCUAUUUCUAACUUGCUAGACACGACUAUAAAUGCUAUCCUAUUUUCCAAGGUAAAUGUUUUGCAUCCUAGCGUGAUUAGCCCUUUAAGUCUUUAUAAUGAAUUAACCAAGCAUAUCAAUCAAAUAAAUAAACGUUUAGAUUUUCCAGUGCAAUUGAACAUACAUAAUAUUCAUUCGUUAAUUGAUGUUUCGAAACUUAGUUCAUAUUAUUAUAACAAUAAGAUUGUUUUCAGCUUGCAGAUUCCAUUAAUAACACCUGAUAAGUUCAUUGUUUAUAAAAAUAUCCCAUUACCGACUCCUCACGACGAGUCGCAUAUACAAACGUUUGCACUUAUUCAACCUUCUAAUUCUUAUAUUGCUUUAAGUGACGAUAGAAUACAUUAUACUAUGUUUAAUAACUUAGAUGAUUGUAAAUUUAUUAAUAAUAACUAUUCUAUUUGUGAACUAUUUACUAUAACGUCUAGCAUAAAUAAUCCUAAUUGUGAAUCGAAAUUAUUAACAGAAGUAACUCUUUCCUUACCUUCUGAAUGUAACUCCAAGUUAUUAUUUGGCCAAAUCAAUAUUUGGCAUAAAUUAAAAAAUAAUAAAUGGAUAUAUGUACAAUCCAAUGUAAAUAAAUUAACUAUCAAAUGUAACGAUGAUAUUACUGAUCAUUCUAUUAUUGGCACAGGUAUUGUCAAAUUAACCGAAAAUUGUAUCGGUUAUUCCAAAACUAUUCAAUUAUUGCCAACAAGUACUUAUCAAUUUUCGAUUAAGUCAACUAUAGAUAUAAGCUUUGACAUAACAAGAGAUGAUUGUUGCAAAAAGGAUGUAUUUAAUAAAAGUUUACCAUAUUUAACGCCAAUCUCUCUAAGCAAAGUUAACUUGGAUUCCUUAAAAUAUGCAAAUCAUCAGCUAGAUAGUUUAGAAUUUGAAUUAAAUAAUCUUCAAAAGGAAUCACAUUUUAUAAAAUACGGUUCAUACUAUUCCACAUUUACUUAUAUUUUAAUUGUAUUACUAUUUUUGUACUUAGCCUACAAAUUAUUUAAAUGUUCCAGAAAUCGAAACAAUAAUAGUGGACAUUGCAUACAAAUAUUUAAUCAGUGUAAUAAUAAAAAGUCGUCGAAACAUAAUUCUAAAACUACAAAUUCAAUUGAGAUGAUUGAUAUGUCAACAUCUGAAGAAGAUAAUAACUCACCCAAAUCUUUACCAAAUUGUACUAAUUGUGAACCUUAUAGAACUGUACACAAAGUUCACUCUUCCUCCGGAAGAAAUCUUAAUUUCUAA